UUCACCCGCCUUUGUGGAAUCGGGUAUCUGUCAGUUAGUUUACUUUGAUUGUUGUACUUAAGAGUGGUGAAAUUUUUUUCCUUCUAUACAUUGGCUGUUAUCGAAAGUAAAUUUAUUGUGAAUAGGAAUAUUAAGUAGAAUGGAAAAACAGUCAGAACGAAUGUGAUUCUUCUGAGAAAUUCAUCUAAUUCAGAAACACAAAUUGGAAUUUUAGAUUGCUUCGUGAAACGACAUCAUGAAAACGCAGCAGUGAGUAAGGUAUGUACUUGAAAACAAAUGCAGCAAGUAUUUCCUGGUGAAUCAGCUGGUCGCUAAAAUCGUGCUGUAAAAUGAAAAAUAUUUUAAAGAAUUGACUCAUUAAGGAAACUAAUAAUUUGACAGAAAAAGAGCACGUAAAAAAACUUAUAUCCUUCGAAAUAUCUAAUGCAUUAAGAAUUUAAAAGAAUCAUCUCGUAAUUCACAGGAAGUGUAUAUGCUUGUAAUUUAUGAAGUAGUAUUGUCGCAGUAUCAAAAAUAAUUGUCAUAAAAUAAAAUUCAUACAAACAGGAUUUUGUCUAAACAAUGCUAUAAUUCGCCAUUUUAGGUAAUUUAGAAAGACCGUAUAUAUGAGAAAAAAAAACUGCGCAAUAAUCUUAAUGAAUACGAACUCAAACGGGAGAGAAACUUUAUAUUUGUGAUGUAUGCAAUAAAGCCUUUCCUCUGCAGGUAAAUCUAAAAAGACUUUUACUGAUGCAUACUACAGAGAAACCUUACGUUUGUGAUCUAUACAAUAAAGUGUUUUCUCAGAAGAAACAUCUAAUCUGCCAUUUACGUAUUCAUACAGGAGAGAAACCUUAUAUUUGUGAUGUAUGCAAUUAUGCCUCUUCUGAGAAAGGAAAUCUAAUGAAACAUUUACGGACACAUACAAAGGAGAAGACUUAUGUUUGUGAUAUAUGCAAUAAUGCGUUUUCUCAGCUUUGGUGUCUAAAGAGACACUUGCGAACUCAUACAGGAGAUAAACGUUAUAUUUGUGAUGUAUGCAAUAAAGCGUUUCCUCUGCAGGGAAAUCUAAAAAGACAUUUACUGAUGCAUACUAAAGAGAAACCUUACGUUUGUGAUGUAUGCAAUAAAGUGUUUUCUCAGAAGAAACAUCUAAUCUGCCAUUUACGUAUUCAUACAGGAGAGAAACCUUAUAUUUGUGAUAUAUGUAACAAAACUUUUUCUCAUUACAGUAAUUUAAAUGUUCAUUUACGGACUCAUACGGGAGAAAAGCCUUAUAAGUGUGAUAUAUGUAACAAAACUUUUUCUCAGUACAGUAAUUUAAAUGUUCAUUUACGGACUCAUACGGGAGAAAAGCCUUAUAAGUGUGAUAUAUGUAAUAAAGCUUUUUCUCAGUACAGUAAUUUAAAUGUUCAUUUACGGACUCAUACGGGAGAAAAGCCUUAUAAGUGUGAUAUAUGUGAUAAAGCUUUUUCUCAUUACAGUAAUUUAAGUGUUCACUUACGGACUCAUACGGGAGAAAAGCCUUAUAAAUGAGAUAUAUGUAAUAAAACUUUUUCUCAUUACAGUCAUUUAAUUGUUCAUUUACGGACUCAUACGGGAGAGAAGCCUUAUGUUUGCGAUAUAUGCAAUAAUGCAUUUACUCGUCAGACAAUUCUAAACAGACAUUUACUGACGCAUAGAAACGGGAAAUUAUAUAGCUGUAAUGUAUGUAGUGAAACUUUUUCUCUAAAGGGAGAUUUAAUAAAGCAUGUACGGACGCACCGAUACUUAAGAAAAGCCUUAGGUGUGUGAUAUAUGCAGUGAAUCGUUUUCUCACUGGGUAAGUUUAAAGAAACAUCUACUAUUGCAUAUGAAAGACAAACUUCACAGCUGUGAGAUGUACUUAAAAACGCUUGCUUCUCCAGAGAAUUUAUGGAAACAUUUGCGGACGCAUACUAAAGAGAAACCUUAUAUAUAUAUGCAGAAAAAAAAAAUUUUUUUUUUGAACAAUGAAGUUUAAGGAUGCAUUGACGGAUGCAUGCUAAAGAAGAACCUUAUGAAUCUGAUAUAUGUACUAGUAAAACGUUUUCUCGAAAGGGUCGUUUAAAUGUUCAUUUACGGCCUCAUACUAAAGAGAAACUUUAUACCUUCGAGAUGUGCAGUAAAACUGUUUCGCAACAGAUUGUUUUAAAAGAACAUUUACUGACGCUUAUAAAAAAGAAACCUUACAUUUGUCAUAUAUUCAAGAAUGCGUUUUUCGCUUGGGGAAGCGUAAGAAGACAUUUGACAAUGACGAGUAGCCAUUUGAGUGCAAGGUGUCCACUAGAGCGUUUUCCAUACAGGGAAAUUUAAAGUGACCUCUACGAACACUUACAAAGUAGAAACCUUACGGCUGCGAGAUGUCCAUUGGAAGUUUUUCUCAACAAGUACAUUUAAAAUAAGAAUUUUUCUUAUCUUCAAAUAUAGAAACCGUGUUCGUAUUAGAAACUCCAAUGUAACGUUUUUUAAUUCAGCGGAAUACAAUAUUAUAUAUACUGAUGUAUACUAAAAGAAAACAGUAUGCUUCCUUGAUAUGUGGUAAUGUGUAUUCUACGAAAAGAACUGAAAGAAGUAUUUUUUUUAGGAAUGGUAUGGAGAAAAAUUUCGCAGAUAGCCGAGAUUUCGUCUUUGUUGCGAAUCGCAACACAUUAGGAUAUAUUUGUAGCAUUCGAAGGAAAGUGUUUUCUCAUGAAACGAAUUUAUAGAGACAUUUAUUGCUGUUUGUGGAAGAGAAACCGUUCUUUUGUAAUAUUGUAUUGUAUUUAAUAUGUUCACCUGAUUGACAUCACGAGUUGACCUUCUUAGAAAUACACCUUGAAAUAUUAUAUAAAGUAAGUGCUGAAAUUGAGAGAAGUGUAAUACCAUGAUCUCUUUAUUUGCUAGAAGUUGGCUGUCGAUAUUCUCUAUCGUAGAAUCAAUGUAUCGCUUCAA
Argiope bruennichi is the source of this 2931-nucleotide messenger RNA. RefSeq names its product zinc finger protein 782-like. NCBI's taxonomy places the organism in Eukaryota, Metazoa, Arthropoda, Arachnida, Araneae, Araneidae. Gene Ontology annotation, molecular function: RNA polymerase II cis-regulatory region sequence-specific DNA binding; DNA-binding transcription factor activity, RNA polymerase II-specific. The record is from RefSeq and is a predicted model, not a curated record. Gene Ontology annotation, cellular component: transcription regulator complex; PcG protein complex. The transcript has 2 exons. The coding region runs from base 730 to 1515 and encodes 261 amino acids. Gene Ontology annotation, biological process: regulation of transcription by RNA polymerase II.